CUCCAUCACAACUUAAAGUACUAGAUACAGUGUACUACAGUGUAGUGCACAUGGACAAAGUAGAAUUUCUAAAUAGAGAUCAUUUUCUGGGUGCAAAGGUCAAAUGCAAAAGAUUAAAGAUGAUGAAACGUUCUCUACAUGUUUUCAAGGCAGCCAGACAUGCUAGAAGCAGGGGGCUUGGUUCUGCACGAUUUACAGCUGGUAUUCACAGUACAGCCAUACGCCAACAUGCAACGCACCCCCAAAUCACCACCCACCCCUCUGUAGUACAACGAGAGAAUGACUCAAGAUGGGAAGGUGUGGACAUGGACCGAGUGUCCGAUGAGUGUGACGUUGUGAUAGUAGGUGGGGGGCCAGCUGGACUCUCAGCAGCCAUCAGACUUAAGCAGCUGGCAGAGGAGAGUGGGCAAGAUUUCAGAGUAUGUCUUGUCGAGAAGGCUUCUGAGAUUGGUUCUCACACAUUGUCUGGAGCUGUUUUGGAACCAAGAGCACUGCAAGAAUUGUUUCCAGACUGGAAGGACAGAGGGGCUCCUCUACACACUCCUGUCACCAAGGACAAGUUCUACAUUCUCACUCAGAAGUCGCAGAUUCCAUUACCAAUGUUUCUUCCAGGUUUACCUAUGAACAACCAUGGCAACUAUGUGGUGAGACUCGGUAAUGUGGUGCGCUGGCUGGGGGAGCAGGCAGAGCAGCUGGGAGUGGAGAUAUACCCUGGAAUAGCUGCCAGUGAGGUGUUGUACCAUGAAGAUGGCAGUGUUAAGGGCAUAGCUACAGUCGAUGUUGGGAUAGCUAAAGAUGGCUCUCCCAAGCCUACCUUUGAGCGUGGAAUGGAACUUCAUGCCAAACUGGUUCUGUUUGGUGAGGGCUGUCAUGGCUCUCUGGCUAAGACACUCUACAAAAACAAGAGCUUUAAAUUGCGAGAGAAUUGCCAGCCACAAACAUACGGCAUUGGGAUAAAAGAGCUCUGGGAGAUAGAUCACUCAAAGCACAACCCUGGCCUUGUUCAGCACACAAUUGGCUGGCCCAUGAAUCGUUCAACGUACGGAGGGUCAUUCAUGUACCAUCUCAAUGAAGGGGAUACUCCUCUCGUUUCUGUUGGAUUUGUGGUGGCCCUGGAUUAUGACAACCCACAUCUCAGUCCGUUCAAAGAGUUUCAGCGUUGGAAACUCCACCCACAUGUACGAUCGACCUUUGAAGGUGGAAAAAGGAUUGGCUACGGGGCACGUGCCUUGAACGAAGGAGGGCUUCAGAGCCUGCCUAAGCUAGCGUUCCCCGGUGGUGCUCUCAUUGGGUGCAGUCCUGGGUUCAUGAAUGUACCUAAAGUGAAGGGGACUCACAAUGCCAUGAAGACUGGUAUGCUAGCUGCUGAGAGUGCUUUUGAAGCACUGAGCAAAAGCUCUCCUGAUGACCAAGGUAUUUACCUCGAGUCAUACGAGGCUCGUGUCAAGAAUAGUUGGGUCUGGAAUGAGCUCAAGCAGGUCAGAAACGUUCGGCCAUCGUUUAAUACCCCUCUUGGCUAUUGGGGAGGGAUUGCUUAUGCUGGACUUUUUAAUUGGAUACUGCGUGGCAAGGAGCCGUGGACUCUCAAACACCACGGGACGGAUGCCAACUCUUUAAAACCUCUCGAGUCAUGCUCACCCAUAGACUACCCCAAACCAGAUGGUGAAAUCACCUUUGACCUACUUACAUCUGUUGCUCUAACCGGUACCAAUCACGAGGGCGACCAACCACCCCACCUCACACUUGCAGAUGACAGCGUACCCGUCGAGAAAAACCUGGCCGUUUAUGGAGGACCUGAGCAGAACUUUUGUCCGGCUGGUGUCUAUGAAUAUGUGGAGAGAGAGGAUGGACAGGGAACGAGACUGCAAAUUAAUGCACAGAACUGUAUUCACUGCAAGACUUGCGACAUCAAGGACCCCUCUCAGAACAUCAACUGGGUACCACCCGAGGGGGGUGGCCCUGCAUAUAGUGGCAUGUGACACUGGCUAUAUUAAACAAUAUUGCACAUAGCUAGCUAGUUUAUAAGAUUUUACAUUUAUUGUGGACUAUGCAAUCUAAUUAUCAUCCGAUCAUCAUAAUUAUUAUAAUUAUUAUAGUGAGUGCA
Halichondria panicea is the source of this 2104-nucleotide messenger RNA. RefSeq names its product electron transfer flavoprotein-ubiquinone oxidoreductase, mitochondrial-like. Lineage: Eukaryota; Metazoa; Porifera; Demospongiae; Suberitida; Halichondriidae. The transcript has 13 exons. Gene Ontology annotation, biological process: electron transport chain. Gene Ontology annotation, molecular function: iron-sulfur cluster binding; electron-transferring-flavoprotein dehydrogenase activity. The coding region runs from base 51 to 1979 and encodes 642 amino acids. Gene Ontology annotation, cellular component: mitochondrial inner membrane. The record is from RefSeq and is a predicted model, not a curated record.